Trematomus bernacchii (emerald rockcod) is the source of this 2460-nucleotide messenger RNA. It is a transcript of the gene lysmd1, whose product is annotated as LysM, putative peptidoglycan-binding, domain containing 1. NCBI's taxonomy places the organism in Eukaryota, Metazoa, Chordata, Actinopteri, Perciformes, Nototheniidae. The transcript is spliced from 3 exons. The coding region runs from base 526 to 1194 and encodes 222 amino acids. The record is from RefSeq and is a predicted model, not a curated record.
AUUAGCUACAAUACAUGACGUUAUUUGAAAUGCACCACAUGAAGUGUACAUGUGUCUAACGCUCAGAAAACCGUGAACUAAUUUCAGAAAUCUCCAUUUGCUUCAAUUAGAAUACAUGUUAGGUUUCAAGGUUUCAUUUCGUUGCGGUUAUUCUAAUUGUCAUGAAUGCAGCACAUGUGACGACUCACGGGAUUGAACACGGCAGCCAUGGCAACACACGGCAGCUGACAGCUGGACACAUGAACAUAUUCGCAACUUUCUCCCAAACUUUUCAGCUGUUUAUUUGAGAAAUAUGGUUAUUAAAACUUGCUGUGAAGUAAGUUAUAGUCUUUAAAUGUAGCAUAGGUUUGACAGGUAGCGUUGACACAAAAAGAACGAGCGUCAUGCUUAAGUGAGAUUACCAGUUAGCUAGAAUGCUAACUAAGCUGCUAGUUAGUUUGCUUCUCAUUAUGUCAACAACGUGAGCUUGUAGCCACACUUUACCACCGUUUGCUCGGUUGUUAUCUUGCCGAUUUGUUCGCUACUAUGUCCGGGGAGAGAGCUCCUUUGCCCGGUGGGGGUAACAGCCUCCUCCUGGGGAACCGGACUCGGUCUUACGGUAGUUUGGUCCGGUCUCCUCUCUCUCCGGUUCGCCAGAGACGCAUUGAACACAGCAUUCAGCCCGGAGAAACACUGCAAGGCCUGGCCCUGAAAUAUGGAGUUUCUAUGGAGCAAAUCAAAAGAGCCAACAGGCUGUACACCAAUGACUCCAUAUUCCUGAAGAAGUCCUUAUCAAUCCCUGUGCUGUCAGACUUGGCCCACUGUAGUGACGGGGGGGAUUUGUUCGAAGAGGACGGCGCUGGCUCGGUCUCCAAACAAAACGGGCACACGAGGAGCCCUUCAGAGAAGAAGCAGAGCGAUGGCAGAGAAAGAGCGUCGGACCUUACUCCAGUGGACUUUUUGAAAAGGUUGGACGACUUGAUAAGUCAAUCCAAGCAGGCGGCGGUGAGAGGAUGUCAGGAGGCAGAGAAAAGGGUGGCCUCUAUAGAAGCAGCUUGCAGCAGCGAGGCCUCAGACUGUCGGCCGCUCACCAGGUCGCAGAGCGCCUUCUUAUCUCCCACAACGCAGCAGGCAUCACAUGCGGCCGUUCCCCUCACUAUCACCAAGCUCACCAGGAAACUGAGAGACAGGGAGGAUGAGAUCUUCCAGCUGUGACACGUUGUUCCUGCACUCUGAUCAUUAAAGAAGGAUUUGAACAUUUCAAAAAGAGGAAUAUAUCUCCAGUCAUCCUGCUGCUGUAUGCCAUUUUUUUGUUGAACUUAUAAUAGGAAGUUACACUGUAUUCAAACCGUUUUUUAAAACAUGAAUACUGCUUGUUAUGUAGCUUUCUUAUUUAUUUGUUGAGAAAUACUGUAUGUAAAGCUUCAUAUGGCCAAUAGCACAAACAUAUCUUCACAAUCAGGAAACAAGAGCGUGAAAUGUUAGAAAUGAGAAUGCAGUCACAAGUUGCUUCGGUCAUAUGGUCAACUCAACGAUGUGUAAUGCUACCUCACCGUCUGAUAAUGCAGCGUUGGGCGAGUCUUCUGACUAAAGCCUUUUAGCCAUAGUUCAUUUAUGAAUCAUGUUCCCUGUGAAAAUUGUCACCGGUGAAGAAGCUUAGUCUAACGUAGCAAAGCUUAGUCUAACGUAGCAAAGCUUAGUCUAACGUAGCAAAGCAUAGGAAACAGACUUGUGUUUCAGAAUAUAUUUUGAUAGCAAUCGUUUUAUACAUUUUCUUUCAGUUUUAUAUACAGGCCAUGUUUUUUGUCGAGGUCUUAAAAAAAAAUAUAUAUUGACACCUUGUUCAAACUUUCUCAAGUAAAUGUUUUUUAUUAGAACUUAAAAAAAAAGCUUUCUGUAACUUAAUGGUUGAACAAAUUUGAUCCACAGAAACGGUAUUUUCGCAGUUAAACGACAUUGCAAUAGCGCAUAAAGUGGAGUGUCUCAUUGGGGCUGGAUUUGAACCUGUUUUGUUGAUUUUAUUUAUGUCUUGGUAACGUAAAACCAAAGAACAACACUUGUCUUAAUCUCAGCCAACGCCUGUGAUCAACUCUCCAGAAUAACACGAGUCAUAGGAUUUAACAUUAAGCUCUUCCUGUCAACACCACUUAGCCAUCAGUCUCUUUGUUAAUGCUGCUAAACAUGUUUUGAAGCUGCAAAGUGUUGGUGUAAGUAAUUGUCUACUGCGGGGUUAUUUGGCUUUAUUAUUGGCUUCCGGAAGCUUUGGGAAAUACAGUACAAUGAAGCGGCGUCUUCACCACCAGAUGGCAGUGCUGUAUUACAGUGGCAUUGUUCCCUCUCUGUCCUCUCUAUGCAAUAUUUCCAGCUGCUAGCAUCUCUCCUGAAUACCCAACAUCAGUAGUUCUCAAAGAAACAUUUCAAGGUCUCAAAUAUCAAGCAUCUAAUGACAUUUCCUUAUCUAAUAAAACAGCCGAUACAGUA